This is a messenger RNA of Rhinichthys klamathensis goyatoka, 5023 nucleotides long. RefSeq names its product MAX dimerization protein 1 (gene mxd1). NCBI's taxonomy places the organism in Eukaryota, Metazoa, Chordata, Actinopteri, Cypriniformes, Leuciscidae. Bases 1116 to 1781 code for a protein of 221 amino acids. The transcript has 6 exons. Gene Ontology annotation, biological process: negative regulation of transcription by RNA polymerase II. The record is from RefSeq and is a predicted model, not a curated record. Gene Ontology annotation, molecular function: RNA polymerase II cis-regulatory region sequence-specific DNA binding; protein dimerization activity; DNA-binding transcription factor activity, RNA polymerase II-specific.
ACACAGUAACAUGACAGCAGCUAGCAAACAUCUCAUCUGCCUGGCUCAACGACGUUAUGGUUUCGCUAGCUGUGUGUUUUUGUCCUAUUUUUGAUUAAUUUUCCUCAGUUGCACACAGCCACAACUUAGCAUGUGCAACUAGAGCUUUUUAAUAAGUAGCCAGAUCGUCUGUCACGCUUGAAAUAUCGGAACCAGCGAUUGUUUGGACUUUUCGAGGCCGUGUACUUUAUUUUAAAGCCUAUUUUCAACACAUUUCUUUUUCAACGAUCAAUCAAGAUUUUUUUCUUUUUUAUUAUACAACAUAAUAUUGCCUAUUGACUACUACUUUUUUACAACAACAACAAGGAAUUGGGGUUGAACGCUGUUUGUUUUCCUACCAGCACCAAAGCUCAAAGAUUAUUAACAAAACAUAAUAUCACCAGCUGCGCAAAUACACUUUUUGUGUCAAUUUAUACAAUCUGGCAACCAGUACCCUCAUCAGAUCGAUUUGACCGAGCUGUCAAUCCAGUAUUUUUUUCCAGACUCAACGAUGGUCUCUUGUUAGCAGCGUUUGCUGUCAAUAUCAGAGCCUAAAAAUUGACCAAGUGCAGAACUAAAAAUCUUAUCUUUUUGACAGAUCAUCUAUAAAAGCCUUUAGACCUUCCUGAGUGUCACCACUUACAUGCUUUCAGGAAGAGUUGCCAGAUUUUGCAAACCUGGAAGGUUUUUUGUUGUUGUUGUUGUUCGUGUCGUGUUCUCACAAUUUUAACAUUUAAUGUCCAAUGUCUCGUUUAAUAUGAACAGGACUAGUUAAUUUAGUUCUUUUUUGGCAGCUGAGUGACAUUUUUAUUCGGUUUUUUAUCAUCCAGCUAUUUGGAAACCAGCGUGUUUAUUUGUUAGAUUUUUCUUUCUCCUCAUUUUAAUUUUUCGCACAUUUUAUCAACAAGCCCCAUAUCUAAACAUUUCCCUCGCUGCCUUGUACAAAUUAUUUAGUAAAUUCGUCUGACUGGAUUUUUUUACUCUAUACGCUGGAGGAAGAAGAACCGUGAAGGAACGAAAGGCUGCUGCUUGUUUUUGUUUUAUCUCAUUUAUUUCUGACCCGGAUUGUCGUUUUUUAUCGUUGCUUUCUGCUUAAAAUGACGGCUAUUGAGAAACUGCAGAUGUUGAUCGAAGCAGCUGAAUAUCUUGAUCGAAGAGAAAGAGAAGCGGAGCACGGCUAUGCCUCCAUGUUACCCUUCACCAGCAACAAAGAGAGGGAUGGCUUAAAACGAAAAAUCAAAAGCAAGAAAAAUUGCAGCAGCAGGUCUACACACAACGAGAUGGAGAAGAACAGGAGGGCACAUUUGAGACUGUGUUUGGAACGCUUGAAAUCUUUCGUGCCCUUAGGACCAGACUCAAACAGGCACACAACCCUCAGCCUACUUAUGAGGGCUAAGGAACACAUCAAGAGGUUGGAAGAUGGCGAGCGGAAGGCCCAGCACGCUAUAGACCAGCUGCAAAGAGAACAAAGGCACCUGCGCAGACGCCUGGAGCAGCUGGGUGUGGAGCGCACACGCAUGGACAGCAUGGGCUCCACCAUCUCUUCCGACAAAUCCGACUCCGACCAAGAAGAGGUGGAUGUUGACGUGGAAGGGACAGACUAUCUGCUGGGAGACCUGGAGUGGAGCACCAGCAGCGUAAGCGACUCGGACGAGCGGGGCAGCUUGCGCAGCAGCUGCAGUGAUGAAGGCUAUUCCAGUGCCAGUCUCCGUCGCCUCGCCAACCCUCAGGAGAAGAGCCCAGAGCUGGGCUGCAGUCUUUAAGAGCACAGAUCACCCCCCGGUUCCUCAGCCACUCAUCUCCAACCACUUCAACCUGAACCUCCAAUCACCUUCAGCCAGGUCCUCCUCUAAUACUUGAACGGUGUUGUCUCCUUUGUGACCGAAACAACGAAAAGGUCUUUCCCUUGCUCUGACAAAUCCAGUCUAGGUGUGCGUGUGCGAGUCAAGAGGAGGAAGCACGGAGAAAGUAUUGGAAUUUGGAUGUGCCGCCCACCAAACAGACCUCAUAUAUGCAGCACUAACUGGGAGAAAAGGCCGACCCUUCUUAACCAAGCCGCACCAAUCAGAUCUUCCCACCCAUUUGCCUUUGCUCCCACCCCACCAUCCUGGAGAGAGGCACACGAUUUGGGACAUUCCCAUUCCCGGAAGACCCUCAAAAGACCCUUAAAGACCUCAUAGCCAGAUGAAGAAUGUGUACCAUACCACACCCACUGCCUAGUCACUGUCGCACUCUGGGACAACGCACCCAGGCUGUCUUACGUUCCUUCAAUCAAAAACUGAACCGUCCAGACACAGGGCUGGGUCAUCUGACCAGUUAGCUAACCAACCAGAGCAUGGUAUUUUGCACUUAGAUGACAACGUCCGAAGAAGUGGCCUUUUUACACUCGUCUGAAGCCAGCUUUGCCUCGUCCCACGUAAUAGCCAAGGACCGGAUUUGGGAAAGCUGCGAGAUCAGAGCAAAAGGGUUACUUCUACCGUACAGGCAAAGAUCGCUUCGUGUCAAGAGAUGUGCUGUCAUGUCGUUUUGUUUUCUAAAACGUCUCUCCGAAGGGACUGCAGCUACUUUAGUGAUGUAUCAGGCGUAGUGUGUUAGCUAGUCUUAAACAAAAAAUAUCUACCUGCACUGUCUAAUACCGACACUCCCGUCACUGCACGGGCAGAGAUCACUGACGUGUUUUUUUUGUUUCCUGUUUUUGUUUUACCCAGCAAGCACUCCUAAUACUCAUGCUGUGCGAAAUCAUCAGGGCGGUAGCAAUACACCCCUCAACUGGACUUACCGACGGAUUCCUGACAUCCCAAACGAGAACAUCUCUAAUUGAUGUAGUUUUUGAAGCAUAUGCUAUACUUUAAAUGCCCCCCUGACCUGCCAUCUUGAAUUUUAUUACUACAACCAAGGGGCGAAACGACUGAAGCGUUUGCAGCAUGAGAUUCUUCGAAGGGUUUGUGGGUUGGGUUUAUGAAACUGGGGUGGGAAGAGGGUUGACGUCUGGAUCUCAGGUAUCUCUUCCUCUCUCUCUAAGGACAGUGGCGUUUUUUUGUGUGUGAUGCAUCUUCCUCAUGUUUGUCCGUUUUCUUUUCUCUCGACUGUUUAGCCCAAGAAGUGAGAGGGCAACUCUAGAAGCACAUUCCAUGGUUUAGCAGAGCUUUGCGUUAUUGCAUGGACUGCAGACACUUAUACAAAGGUCUGAGGCUUCAGAUUACCUACUGUAUGAGCGACGGACCCUUUCUGCUCCUGCACCAUCAGGCUCAUUGUAAGAGGUGUGUGUGUGUGUGUGUGUGUGUGUGUGUGUGUGUGUGUGUGUGUGUGUGUGUGUGUGUGUGUGUGUGUGUGUGUGUGUGUGUGUGUGUGUGUGUGUGUGUGUGUGUGUGUGUGUGUGUGUGUGUGUGUGUGUGUGUGUGUGUGUGUGUGUGUGUUCGUCGAUGACUGCAGCACUGCAUUGCAGUUUCACUCCUGCUACCCAGCUAUUACCAUUUCAGCUAAAUGUAGUCAUGAUGUGUAUAUAGUUCACAGAAAAAGAGAUAUAUCUACCCUAUAUGUACGUAUAUGGAUAAAGUAUUUAUAUUUGAUCUACAUUAUAUGUUAAAACAGAAUAUAAAUAUAUAUAUAUAUAUGAGAGAAUAUAUUUAAGUAGUGAUUGCCUUAGUUGCUUCAGUUCUCCUUAUCGUUAGUUUCAAUGUGUAGUUGAUUUGCACUAUAUAUAGAUACGUAUAAAUAUAUACCUAUUUUACACAUCCUAAAUUCUAACUCUGUGCUCGCAGAGCCAAAAAAAAACCUUUUUUUUCCUACACAAAAAUUAAAAUGUUUUGAUUAAAAAAAAAUUUAAAAAGUAAUAUAAACUGCAUUAAAAAAAAUAUGAUUGGGUCGUAUUUGUUAGUUUGUUGGUGGCAUUGCAAUUGUGGAAAGUGGGUAAUCAGUAGCCUGUUAUUAUCGUGCCUGAUCGGACUUGGGAGAAGCGUUUUCCUAAAACACUAGUGAGUAAAGUGGGUUCUAUAGGGAGCCUAGUGAAGGAUCUGUGUGUUUGAAUGUACUGAAAUCUACUUUUGCAUCACAAAGUGAGAUCUUGAAUUGUAGAAUAUAUCAUUUUUUAGACUGAUGCACCAAAAACGGAAUUUAAACAAACCGGAUUGUUCAUUCUUUCCAUAUGGAAUGCUGCUGUUGGGUAGUUUUAAAAAUCUUAAAUGAAAUCCCCCAAAAAAAGAAAUAAAACAUAAAAAAGUAUAAAACUUGUGUGAGUUGUAGCCAUGAGAGCAUUAGAGCACCGUGUAUUUUGGAAGGGGGGAAGGUGGUGUGUACAUGUUUGCUAGUUUGUGACGUCACUGUCCACAGACAGAGAGAAAGGGUUUGAUUUUUAUUCUUUUUUUCUCCUUGAGAGGACAAGGGGUUUUGGGCUAUAUGCCUUUUGUAUUGAUAUGCUUGUUUUUAUUUGUUACAAGUGUUUAAAAAAAAGUGAACUUCCUUCUCAAGAUUGUGUCUUGUUAAAAUUUGGUGUCUUGAAGUUUCUCACGACCCACUCCCAACAAAGUAGGCUCUGCUUUCUGUGUAGUUCAACCUUUUUUCCCCCCGGCUUUCUGAGUCUGCGUUUCUCCUCUCAUACGCCGUCUUCUGUGAACACCAGUGGCGGGACAUAGCUAACAUGUUGCACUUAUGAAUGUUACGUGAAAGACUAUAUGGUGCUGUCACUCACACGGAUGUGAAUUCCCGCUUUAACAUGAUGAACCCUUACUUUGUCCCGGUGCUGCGCUUGUCACAGUCAAUGAUGUCACCGCGGGGGGUAGAUGUACUACUUUUGAUUUGUAUAUAUUGGUUAUGUACCGUACGUAAAGUACGAAACGGCUAAAGCCUUAAGACAUACAAAUGUAUGAAAACAAUAGAUGUUAUCAGAAACUGAUUGCUGAAAUGAACCCAUCGCCAGUCAUUCCCACUUAUCGUGACUGCGUCUCAGGUGUUUCACACCUUUCCAAAUAUACAUAGACACAAACAUGUGUGCGCACACUCACACACA